AUGGGUGACGUCACUCUGGAGUUGUACUGGAAACACUCCCCAAACACAUGCAGAAAUUUUGCAGAACUGGCCAGGAGGGGUUAUUAUAACGGCUGCAAAUUCCAUCGCAUCAUCCGUGAUUUCAUGAUACAAGGUGGCGACCCAACAGGCACGGGGCGUGGGGGUGCCUCCAUCUACGGCAAGCAUUUCAACGACGAAAUCCAUGACGAACUCAAGCACACGGGGGCCGGCCUGCUCUCCAUGGCCAACGCAGGACCCAACACCAACGGGUCCCAGUUCUUUGUGACCCUCGCACCGACUCAGUGGCUGGACGGCAAGCACACCAUCUUCGGUCGUGUAUCCAGUGGAAUGCAGGUGAUAAAGAGAAUGGGUUUGGUGGAGACAGAUAAUAAUGACAGACCUGUAGAUCCAGUUAAGAUCAAGAGAGCAUAUGUCAAGAUGCAUUAAAUAUAUUGAUCAUAAAAUAACAUUUUUCUUAUUUUACUCCAUUGUUUUUAUUUCUUCUUUUAUGUGGUUUACAAAGUGGAAACAAUUUGUAAUAAAUUAUUAUAUAUAUAUA
This is a messenger RNA of Penaeus indicus, 559 nucleotides long. It is a transcript of the gene Cypl, whose product is annotated as peptidyl-prolyl cis-trans isomerase-like 1. The transcript has 3 exons. The coding region runs from base 1 to 447 and encodes 148 amino acids. Gene Ontology annotation, cellular component: catalytic step 2 spliceosome. Gene Ontology annotation, molecular function: peptidyl-prolyl cis-trans isomerase activity. Gene Ontology annotation, biological process: protein folding; protein peptidyl-prolyl isomerization. NCBI's taxonomy places the organism in Eukaryota, Metazoa, Arthropoda, Malacostraca, Decapoda, Penaeidae. The record is from RefSeq and is a predicted model, not a curated record.